AUGGUGUAUCUGGCAAACUUGGAAGGUCCAGGCCUCGUUUUCACCUAUGGCCUUUUUGGCGUGCAACACGAGGAACUUACGGCUGAAAAGAAGAAAACAAUAUCAGCACUCUACGGCUUGUUGAGUCAAUCUGCAGACCGAGUAGAUCACUUGCAGGAUGAGAGCCACGGCGCUCCCCGAGAGGGGCCGAAGUGCACCACUUUUGUCGCGUACUGGCUGAAGUCUAGCGACUAUGAAAAGUGGAAAGAAACUGACGAAGUGAAGCAAUUUUGGGACAGUCUGCCUGAUGACGCGGGUGUUUGGCGGGAAGUAAUGACAGUUCCAAAGUCUCGUUACAUGUUUGCGGCAAACCAACAUGAAACAUCUGGCCUGGCUACGAUGUUGGGUCUCAAAGACAGUACCGACGAGGCCUACUGGGGUGUCUACCGCCAUCGACUCAGCGCAAAUCCCGACGAGUACACCGACCCGAAUGAUACCUUCUCAUCACCUCUUGUGACCACGGCGAAAGCAAAACCUGACCCGAGUAAGAAAGUGGUGGAUCUGUCGAAAUCACCCACGCCCGACAAGAUUAGACGUGGACGGGUCAAAAUCAACAACAUCCCCGAUAAUCUGUGCUACUGUCGAGAGGGCCAGAGACAGCCAAACUUGCCUCCAGAAGAGCUUGAAACGUGGAAAGAAAAGCUGGCGCCGUACGCUCUCACUUGGAUGAAUCACCUGGACACGGAGCGCAACAAAAACGGCGUGGUCUCGUUCACGUUCAAUAUCGCACAUCUAAACCCGAAGCCUACCCUGGACCCAGGCGCAGACCUGGAAGUGGAUACCGAUGCCGUUGCCGAGACGAAUCAGUUGAUGUACUUGCUUGACCUUGCUCAUUUCGAGUUGGCGGGACGCUCUUUCAAAGACCAUGUUCACCUGCGAAAGACGACAUUUGAGAUGUACGGGCCAGGUGGUCGGCACGGCGAGAAUGGCAAACUGUCGAUCUGGGUUGAGCUUUGCAUUUUAAAAUCAGGUGACAUGGACGCAGAGUACGUUGGAUGCCGAGAGGGGACUGGCCUAAUGAUGUUUGAGAAUGUGUAA
Molecule: messenger RNA, 1077 nt
Organism: Cladophialophora psammophila CBS 110553
Lineage: Eukaryota; Fungi; Ascomycota; Eurotiomycetes; Chaetothyriales; Herpotrichiellaceae
Exons: 1
Coding region: 1-1077 (358 amino acids)
Source: RefSeq, a predicted model, not a curated record